AUGGAGACAGCAGGCAGCGACUCUCCCCAGCUCAGACAAACCGGAAUUCUUGGGUCUUUUCUUGGACGUGGGAGACCACGCAACACCUCUCAAUCUCACAUUGACGCUCUCAGAGAACUGAGCCCUUCUCCGCCCACACAAGGACCACCUUCUCCCAUCGCACCAGGCCAGCCUCGUCGCCGACAACCCCAGCCACAACCCACCCAGUCACCACAACCAGCUGCUCUUACACUUAGCCACAUGCUUCGUCGUCGUCGCUCAGCGGGCAACAUUGUACCCCCAGCCCAGCCGCCACCCAUUCCACCAGCGCCAACUCCCCUCGCCGUGCCCAGGACAGCGCCAAUCCAGCCCACAUCCGUUCCACCCGCCUCAUCCCAUCGAAUCCGACUUGUUCCGCAUCUCGACUCACGUCGCAGUCUGCGCUUCGAUGCCAUCUCGCGGGACCUCAAAGCCUCCGAUACCGCUUUGCGUAUUGGGCGCUUCACAGACCGUUCGGGGAUGGGAAUCGCUGCGGUCAAUGCCCAGAACACGAAUAAGAUUGCUUUCAAGAGCAAGGUCGUAAGCAGGGCCCACGCUGAGGUCUGGGUUGAGGAGGGCACUCCACCCAAGUUUUACAUUCGCGAUACCAAGAGCAGCAGUGGUACAUUCCUCAACCAUGUCAGGCUCAGUCCCGCCAAUACAGAAAGCCGUCCCCACCAGAUCAAAGACGGUGAUAUUCUCCAGCUCGGCGUCGACUACCAAGGAGGAGCCGAGGACAUCUACAAGAGCGUCAAAAUAAGAAUCGAGGUCGGUCGAGAGUGGCAAUCUGCGGCAAAUGCAUUCAACACCGCCGCUCUCAAGAACCUCAAGACACUUGCAAUCGCGCCAAACGCCGAUGGACAAGGGACUUCGACUGGCGAGAAGAAGAAACGUAAGGGCCUUGCGGCUUCGGGCAUUCCGGAUUGUUGCAUCUGUCUUUUCCCCGUCACUAUUCGCCAGGCCCUCUUUCUUGCUCCUUGCUCUCACGCUUUCCAUUACAAGUGUCUCCGGCCGCUACUUGAGACCCAUCACCCUGCAUUUAGCUGUCCACUAUGUCGCUCAUUUGCGGAUUUGGAAGAGGAUGUCGAGAUAGAGGUGGAAGAUGAUGACGAAGAGGAUCUCCUCGACGGUUUGGAUCCUAAUUUAGUAGCAACGCCGCAUUCCGAUGGCCCACAUGCUGGUCCAGAUGGCGGCUCAGGCGACGAGGGUGUCCUUGCAGACGACCUCGAUGCUGAAGAAGGGGACGAGGUUGAUCAACUUUUCCAACCACCCAGGUCCCGUUUUGGGAAUGGGGGUGGAGGAGCAGAGACUGAAGUGGAAGAUAAUGGAACUAGUGGACUAGUUCCUGGAGCAUUUUCACAUACAAGCGGUCGUAGGAGUGCACACUUUGAGCAAGACGUGCCGGUGCUUUCCGUGGACGACGAGAUGAUGGAUGUUGAGUCGGGAGAAGGAAGUGGCAGCGGAGAAAUGGGGAUGCUCAAUGGUGGUAUCAGUGCCCAUGCGCGACAUCUCAGUCUUGGCGACGGCACUCUCGGGGGACCAAAGCGGAAACGCUAA
Molecule: messenger RNA, 1575 nt
Organism: Mycena indigotica
Lineage: Eukaryota; Fungi; Basidiomycota; Agaricomycetes; Agaricales; Mycenaceae
Product: RING-type domain-containing protein
Exons: 7
Coding region: 1-1575 (524 amino acids)
Biological process (GO): protein ubiquitination; mitotic spindle assembly checkpoint signaling; ubiquitin-dependent protein catabolic process
Cellular component (GO): ubiquitin ligase complex; mitotic spindle pole body; cytosol
Molecular function (GO): ubiquitin protein ligase activity; protein binding
Source: RefSeq, a predicted model, not a curated record